AUGGGAGGAGGCAUCACGUUCCAGCGGAUGCAAAAAGCCGCCGAUGCCAUGUCGGUGGAAGGAGCCUUGGGAGGUGCGAGGUGGAUGGAGAUGGAGGAGGGGAAAGAGGAGAAGUGCUACCCAUGUGCACGGCUCGAUGGACAUAUGAGGCGACCCGUGGGGGAAUUGAUGCUCCUACUAGACUACGACUCCUGCUACUCAUACCAGGUCUACCCGACUACGAAUCAUGCUGGCCUCGCUUGCUUCGCUUGCUUCGCUUGCUUCGCUUGCUUGGCACUGUCAUUUGUCGACACGCCUGUUGGCCUCUACAGCCUGAAGGCUUGUCAGAGUGAUAGAGUACUAAUCUUUGUCGUGUCGCUCAACCCCUUCCCGGUUCAAACCCCCCCCCAGCUAUGCGCGACAGACGUGCUUCCAUGUCUCAUGACUGGCUGCGACCGCAGGAACUCUCCUACAGAGUUGCCCAAAACGCCCAUCAAUUGGUCCGUUACCAACUCUCAUAGCAAUCAGAAAUGGGCCAGUGCCAAUCAGGUUACCCACAUUGAGCGCACAUCGACCGCCGGACACACCUAUCUCCUUGACAUCCCGGAUGUGCACUCCUAUUGGAAGUCAAUGACUACAUGAGAUUCCCAUUGCGCCAUGGCGCCAACGACGGUCCCCCCGCCAUGGUCCCACGAACCUUGUUGCCCCGAUGUCAAGCCUUGCCUAAAUGAUGGAUAUGGAUUGCGACGGCGGCCGACAUCCGACCCUUGGAAGGAAACUUUACGGCCGAGUCUCAGCUCGUCCCUGACUAUUCGCGAGAGGAGUGACGGAGAGAGAGAGGGCGCGAGAAAAAAUUGAGAAAGAGCAGAACCUUGGCACCUACCAGGGACUAGCUAGCAUCCUCUCCACCGAACCUCUCCGAAACGACUUCUAUAAGAGCUUCAUAUCCGCGCCGUCAUGGUGCACGAGCGGAGUGCCUAAGAAGGAACGGAGACAAAAAGACAAAAUUUAAAUUCAAAUCCCUCUUCCAUAGUCACACUAUCUUGUC
Messenger RNA from Xylona heveae TC161, 1027 nucleotides. RefSeq lists its product as hypothetical. Bases 1 to 621 code for a protein of 206 amino acids. Lineage: Eukaryota; Fungi; Ascomycota; Xylonomycetes; Xylonales; Xylonaceae. The record is from RefSeq and is a predicted model, not a curated record. The transcript has 7 exons.